GUCUGUGGGAAACCGAGCUAAAAGCCUUAGCUAGUGGCUGUUACGAUGACUAACGUGCGCUCAACGCACCACGGAAGUCCUCAACAAGGGCACGGAGAUCAGUCCCUCAAUGGAAACCCCACAUCUCACCCCAUGCCACCCCCUCCAGCCCAGCCCCAACACAUGGAGGAGAUCGGGGAAAAUAAUCCAAACUCAGUAGGAAUCCCGAGCAACCCCAUAGCCACCCAACUUAAUGCCAUGCAACAGCAGUUCGGUGUGUUUCAACUCGUGCUCGCCCAACUGUUGGCUAGAGAUAACCCGGGUGACCCCCUCAUCACAUUAUUAAAUCCCACCAACCAAGCACGAAACCACCAGCCUCAACAAAAUGUCGGCUCACCAGCUCGGACUGCUGCCCCACCCCCCAAUGAGUCUCAAGCUCAUUCCCGUGUGGCACCUCAACCUCGGCAACCAUCCCAACCGGUUGUCUCAAAUCUUCCUAACCAACCGCAUUCAGACCAAAUAGUGCCUGACAACCGAAGUCCCCACGUCCCGGCUCAACAAGGCUCUGCCCCUCUCCAUACCCCUCUUAACACCAACAUCAUUCAUGAACCUUACCCACCUGGGUUUAGAAUGCCUCAGUUCGAGACAUACGACGGUACCAAGGACCCUGAUGAUCACUUGCACGCAUUCUACUCCGUAAUGCAAGCUCAAAAUGCUUCAGAUGCCUUGAUGUGCAAAAUAUUCCCUUCUACCCUGCGUGGAAACGCGCGGACUUGGUACUACAGUUUGCUGCCGAACUCGAUCAGUUCUUACGCCGAGCUGGUGGCCUCCUUUGCCAUGAAGUUUUCCAGCCGCCAGCUGAUCAAGAAAACAACAUCCGAGCUCAUGCGGGUGGCCCAGAGAGAAGGGGAGUCCUUAAAAAACUACAUGAACAGAUUUAAUGAUGCAGUGCUGGAAAUCGGCUCAUUUAGCCAAGCUGUCGGGUUAGGUGCACUAACCCAAGGCCUCAAGCAUGACAGGUUUCGGGAUAGCCUCAUAAAGCAUGCCCCUUCCACGUUUGAUGAGGCCAAUGAAAGAUCCUGGAAGUUUAUCAAAGCCGAAGAAUAUGCUUUGUCUGCCAAGCCAGUCCCAAAUAAGGAGGUAAGACCUCCGACCUGGAGAGAUGAACCACGGAACCAGAAGAGAUUUAAGCCUACACAAUACCGAGGUCCCUUCCCACCUAAACUAGACAGACCUCCAGUACCUACCCCGCAGCCCAUGACGAAGCAAGUUGCCUGGACUCCGUUUAACCUGCCGAGGUCACAGAUCUUAAUGCAGAUCAAAAAUAAAAUGGAGCUCAGAAGGCCUCUUCCUAUGCGAAGCUCACCCGCCUCAAGAGAUCAGAGUAGAUACUGUGAUUUCCACCAGGAUCACGGGCACAUCACGGAGGAAUGCAACAGCUUGAAGUCCGAGCUUGAGGGUUUAGCUCGGAAAGGGUUGCUAAACGAGUACAUUUCUAACAGAGACCAACUCAAAUUCGUCUGGGAGCAGGGGCGACCCCAAUCAUCCCGAGAUGCAAACAACCGACUUGGAGUCGGAUAUCAACAAGCACCACCCCCGCUCCCUCCGCCCUCGCGCAUCAUUCAUAUGAUAACAGGAGGGUUGGAAGCCGGAGGGACGAGCUCAAAGCAGCAGAAGCUGUAUGUGCGAGAGGUGAAGCAUCCCAACCGGGCUCAAAAAAGGAAAUUUGACGAGGCAGAUUGGAAGAACCAACCCAUAACAUUCAGCUCCGCUGAUUUUGCUGGUGUCGUCACACCACACAAUGACCCGUUGGUCACCUCGGUCAUGGUCAAUAAUUGCGAAGUUCAGCGCGUCCUUGUAGACACAGGAAGUGCUCCGGACAUCAUGUACUACCACUGCUUCGAAAGCCUUGGCCUCGAUCCUGCCCUUCUACAGAAGUAUGACGGCCCCAUCUACGACUUCAACAAUCAGCCAGUGCCUGUGGAAGGAAUCCUCAAACUUAAUGUAGCAUUUGGCUUAGGUCGAGCCUAUGUAACCCCCUCAAUCCGAUUUUUGGUAGUAAAGAUGGCGUCAUCCUUUAACAUCGUCAUCGGAAGGCCAACCCUAACUGAAAUUAGGGCAGUUGUCUCACCAUCCCACCUUUGCCUUAAAUUUCCUACCCCCACGGGUGUGGUGACGUUGAGGGGAAAUCAAGAGAUAGCCCGGCACUGCUACGUGACUUCGGUCUCCCGACCUCGGAAGGACAAACAAGUACCAAACUUAGAGCCAACUCAGCCCGAAGUCCCACCCACGCAGCAAGUAAUGGGUGUGGAAUUGCUAGAUAACAGACCUGAUGACGAAGCCAGGGCCACUCUGGCAGAAGAGGUGGAAGAGGUGCAGCUUGACAGCAAUGAUCCCACUAAAAAGACGAAGAUCAGCACCAAGCUGAGCUCCAAAGACCAGGCAGAGCUCAUUGACUUCCUCAAAUCAAACAGAGACGUGUUUGCCUGGACCUCAGCUAAUAUGCCCGGCAUACCCACCUCGGUUGCGGUCCACAAGUUAAGCACUCACCCCUUGAAGAAGCCCGUAGCCCAGAAAAGAUGCCUGUUCGGCGGAGAGCAGUUGGAAACCAUCAAGGCAGAGGUACAGAAACUCCUACAAGCCGGGUUUGUAAGGAGAGUAGACUACUGCGAAUGGGUUGCCAAUCCCGUUCUAGUCAAGAAGUCAAACGGCCAAUGGAGAAUGUGCGUUGACUACACGAAUCUGAAUGACGCUUGCCCCAAGGACUGCCAUCCCCUGCCAAGUAUAGAUAGGCUGGUGGAAUCCGCGUCCGGAAAUGAACGACUUAGCCUUUUGGAUGCUUACUCAGGGUAUCAUCAGGUCCACAUGGCCCCCGAGGACGAGGUAAAGACCUCUUUCUACGCAGGCAACGAGAUCUAUUGCUAUGUAAUGAUGCUGUUCGGGCUCAAGAACGCCGGGGCCACAUACCAGAAGAUGGUGACGAUUGUGUUCCGAGCUCAGAUCGGCAGAAAUCUCGAAGUCUACGUUGACGACAUAGUAGUCAAAAGCCUCAAGGCAGAGGACCACCUAACUGACCUGGCAGAAACAUUCAACAACCUCAGAAUACACCGCAUGAGGUUGAACCCAGCCAAUAGGGUUCUACAAGGAGCUGAGCUGCGGUACUCCAUUGCAGAAAAAGCAGCUUUAGCAGUGGUCACCACGGCACGAAAAUUGAGACCCUAUUUUCAGGCUCACCCCAUUGUGGUGUUAACCGACCAACCCCUCAGGCAGAUCUUGCAGAAGCCGGAAUGCUCGGGCAGACUUAUCAAAUGGGCAGUGGAGUUGGGGGAAUUUCAGAUAACAUUUCAGCAGAGGUCAUCAAUUCGAGCUCAAGCCUUAGCAAACUUCAUCGUCGAAUGCACCUCGGCCUCCGAAACCGUCGCUUCUGAAGCCGAGCAAUGGACCCUCUAUGUGGAUGGGUCCUCAAGCAGCAGAGGGUCAGGGGCCGGAGCGGUGUUGAUGGGGCCAGGAAGCUUCCGAAGUGAGCAUGCCUUGAAAUUUAAUUUCGAAGCAACAAACAAUAUGGUCGAAUAUGAGGCACUCCUUCUCGGACUUCGCUUAGCAGCUGAGUUAAAGGUCAGAUCUCUACAAGUUUACAGUGACUCACAACUCAUCGUCAACCAAGUCAACUCUACAUGCGAGGUCACAGACCCCACCAUAGCAAAAUACUUAGCUGUGGUUCUGAAGCUCCAAAGCCAAUUUGAAAGGUUUCAACUCACCAAAAUCUCGAGGUCCGAAAAUGGCCAUGCUGAUUCGCUAUCAAAGUUAGCUUCCGACUGCUCAAGUGGACUGAGGUCAGUUUUUGUCGAGGAUGGGACUGUCCCAACUGACAAGCAAGAGGAGAUGAAGUUGCGAAGGAAGGCAUCUCGGUACAUGUUGAUGGAUGGUACCCUGUAUAAGAGGUCAUACUCGCUUCCCCUUCUUCGAUGUUUAACUCCUUAUGAGGCCGAGUACGCACUUCGUGAAGUGCAUGAGGGUGUAUGUGGCAGUCAUGUCGGAGCUCGAGCCUUGGCUCACAAGUGCCGAUUCUUUGCACAUCUCACCCACCAACCAGCAGAGGAACUGACCACCUUGGUGGCACCAUGGCCCUUUGCGCAGUGGGGGAUUGACCUCCUCGGUCCUUUUGUGAAGGGAACAGGAGGCGUAACACACUUAGUCGUGGCCGUCGAUUACUUCACCAAGUGGGUGGAAGCCCGACCUCUUUCUAGCCUGACCUCCAGAAAGAUUGAGGAUUUUGUUUUCAGUUCGGUCAUAUGUAGAUAUGGAAUCCCCAACCAAGUCGUCGCCGACAAUGGACCUCAGUUCAACUGCACCUCAUUCAAAGACUUCUGUUCCAGCUACGGGAUUAAAUUGGUGUUCACCUCUGUCUAUCAUCCUGAGUCUGUUAAUAAGGCCAUCCUAGAAGGAAUUAAGCCCCGGCUAGAUCAAGUCAAAACCAAGUGGGCGGAUGAGCUCAACAAUGUCCUAUGGGCCUACCGAACUACAAGUCGAACAGCCACAGGCGAAACACCCUACCACUUGGCUUUUGGGACCGAGGCUGUCAUCCCUGUCGAAAUAGGCGUCCCAAGCCUACGAGUGACCCACUUCGACCCAGCUCGAAAUGAGCAGUCGCUAAGAGAGAACCUCGAUCUUUUGGACGAAGUCCGCGAGGAAGCUCGACUUCGGACAUUAGCAUACAAGCAGAAGCUGGCCAACUCAUACAACAGGCGAGUCCGACCUCGAACCUUUAGAGUUGGUGACCUCGUCCUUAGAAAGGCAGGACUCACCGGCUUCGAAACCCGCUUCGGCAAGCUUGCGCCCAAUUGGGAAGGCCCCUACGUAGUAGCCGAAAUCCCACACCCCGGCGCUUAUGUACUGGUAGACGCCGAGGGCAAAAGAAUACCUAGGGUUUGGAAUGUAAAUAAUUUAAAGAAGUUUUAUCCAUAAUAAAGCUUCAUUUCAUCCAAAUUCUUGACAUCUGAGCUCGAGCUCUCAUGUCGACUUCUACCUCGUCUUUAAAGUUAACAUUUCUGAUCUCUUCCCAUCCGAGGUCAAAUAGUCUAUUUCUUUUCUACUAUAUUAUUUUUCAACUUCGUUACAAUUUUUCAGUAAACAAUAUCGCAAUAA
Rubroshorea leprosula is the source of this 5124-nucleotide messenger RNA. Lineage: Eukaryota; Viridiplantae; Streptophyta; Magnoliopsida; Malvales; Dipterocarpaceae. The record is from the annotation of a GenBank genome assembly.